Caenorhabditis elegans is the source of this 3588-nucleotide messenger RNA. It is a transcript of the gene egl-45, whose product is annotated as Eukaryotic translation initiation factor 3 subunit A. NCBI's taxonomy places the organism in Eukaryota, Metazoa, Nematoda, Chromadorea, Rhabditida, Rhabditidae. The record is from RefSeq and is marked reviewed. Gene Ontology annotation, biological process: formation of cytoplasmic translation initiation complex; regulation of translation; cytoplasmic translational initiation. The coding region runs from base 39 to 3269 and encodes 1076 amino acids. The transcript is spliced from 7 exons. Gene Ontology annotation, cellular component: cytoplasm; eukaryotic translation initiation factor 3 complex; eukaryotic 48S preinitiation complex. Gene Ontology annotation, molecular function: RNA binding; translation initiation factor activity.
GCUUCGUGUCUCAAUUCAGCGGUAAUCCGAGCACAACUAUGGCUCCGAAUUAUUUUCAAAAGCCCGAAGCGGCAUUGAAACGCGCCGAAGAACUCAUUCAAGUUGGAAAAGAGUCCGAUGCCCUUGACACGCUUCAUGAUACUAUCAAGGCCAGACGACACAAGCAAUGGACAACUGUUCACGAACAAAUCAUGAUUAAGCACAUGGAAUUGUGUGUAGAUCUGAAGAAACAACACUUGGCAAAAGAUGCUUUGUUUCAAUACAAGGCUCUAACUCAACAGAUCAAUGUGAAAUCUCUCGAAACAGUUGUGGUGCAUUUUUUGAAACUCGCAGAGCAGCGUACUGAAGAUGCUCAAAAACAAUCGAUCGAAAAAGUCGAAGAAAUUGGAGAUCUUGAUCAAGGAGAUGUUCCUGAACGCCUUCUUCUUGCUGUUGUUUCUGGAGCAGCUGCUCAAGAUCGAAUGGAUCGUACUGUUCUUGCACCAUGGCUCCGUUUUCUCUGGGAUUCUUACAGAAAUUGUCUGGAAUUGUUGAGAAACAACGCCCAAGUUGAACAACUCUACCACACCAUAUCUCGCCACUCUUUCACUUUCUGUCUCAGAUAUCAACGUAGAACAGAGUUCCGAAAGCUGUGCGAUCUCCUCCGUAUGCAUCUGAAUCAGAUACAAAAACACCAAUAUGCUCCAAAUGUAAACUCUUUCCGUGUGAAACUCACUUCUCCAGAAUCUCUAGGUCUUAUGCAAGACACCAGAUUGAUUCAAUUGGAUACUGCGAUUCAGAUGGAGCUCUGGCAAGAAGCUUACAAAAGCGCAGAAGACGUUCACGGAAUGAUGCAGCUUUCAAAAGACAAAGACAAGAGAACGGUAAAACCUGCAAGCUAUGUCAAUUAUUAUGACAAACUUGCAUUGGUGUUCUGGAAAGCAGGAAACAGUUUGUUCCACGCCGCCGCCCUUCUUCAAAAGUUCAUCAUUUACAAAGAUAUGAAGAAGUCUUUCACACAGGAUGAAGCACAAGAACAGGCUACUAGAGUGCUUCUCGCUACUCUUUCCAUCCCAGAAGGAUCAGAUUCGCCAUCUGAUUUGUCUCGCAACCUUGAUAUUGAGGAUCAACAUGUAGCCAACAUGAGACUUCUCUCAAAUUUGCUUCGUCUUCCAAUUGCUCCAACUAAAAACGGAAUUCUCAAGGAAGCCGCACGGAUUGGAGUACCAGAAGCUGCUGGACAAACCGCCAAGGAUCUGUACAAGCUUCUUGAGAGUAAUUUCUCACCAUUAAAAGUAGCUAAGGAUGUUCAAUCUGUUCUUGAUACUGUCACUCGCCCUGACCAUCUGCAAUAUGUUGAGUCUCUUCAAGCAGUUGCUGCUGUGAAGGCUUUGAAGCAAGUAUCUGUCAUCUACGAAGCUAUCAGCUGGGAACGAAUUCGAAAGAUUAUUCCAUUUUACUCUGACUUGGCAUUGGAGCGUCUCGUCGUUGAAGCAAGCAAACAUAGAAUUGUGAAAGCUCAAUUGGAUCAUCGUGCUGAUUGUGUUCGCUUUGGAUCAUCCGAUGCGACAUUGGCCGGAGGAGUCGAUGAAUGCGAUAACAACGAAGGAUUCACUGGAGAUGAUACUCAAUUGGGAGUGGAAGGUGUUCGUAAUCAUCUUGAAGCAAUGUAUACACGUCUUCGUGGUCUCGUUGAAGGACUCGAUGCCGAAAAACGACGCAAAGAGAUUCUCAAAAAGAUUGAAGGACAGGUCACUAGUUAUGAAAAGAACCGACCAACUGAAAUCGAGCGUAUCCACCGUCGCAAGAAGAUGUUGGAGAACUACAAAGAGAACUGGGAGCGUGUUAAGGCUGAAAAGACUGCUGCGGCUGCAACUGAACAAGCUAAACGUGAGGAAGCAGCUCGUGCUGAGGAGAUGAAGAGAUUGGAUGAGCAGAACAAGGAGAGCGAACGGAAAAGAAAGCAAGCAGAACAGGAUGAGAUUCAGAAGAAGAUUAAGCAAGAUCAGCUCUACAAAAUGCAGCAGAACGCCAUCUACCAAGAAAUUAUCAAAGAAAAGGGUCUCGAGCAAUUCAGAGACAUGGAUCCCGAGCAAGUGCUGCGUGAGCAGAGAGAACGAUUGGAUAAGGAGCGUGCCGAAACUCAACGUCGGUUGCAACAACAAGAGAAGAACUUUGACCAUCAUGUUCGCGCUCUUCACUUGGAAGAGUUGAACGAGCGUCGUGCAGUGAUGAAUAUGCGACUCUCUGAAGCUCCAAAACUUCACGAUUUAUACGAAGAGGCUAGAAUAGCCAAGGAAAUUGCUGCUCAUGACUCACACGUCAAACUAUGGGGAAUGUGGGAUCAAGUGCGAGACGCUACUUUUGAUUGGGUCGAGUCGGUGAAAAUCGACAACCAGGAAACUCUUGAGAAGAAGUUGUCUGAUUGGCAAGCGAAGCUCGAGGCAGUUCGUAAUAAUCGUCUUGCCGAACGUGCUGAGGAUCGUAAGAAGAAGCGAAAGGAAGAUGCUAUUCAGGCGAAGAUUGCCGAAGAACGUAAGAAACGCGAAGAAGAGGAGCGUGCCCGUCUCCAAGUUAUCGAAGGACAACGUCGUCAACACAAUGAUGGUCGUGGUCGUAGAGAAAUGGAGAAUUCGGUUGCUAUGCAAGACAAUGAUUGGAGACGUAACCCACCACGUGAGAGUUUGCCUCCAAGAGAAACGAGACCAAUGCGUGAUGGACCAACACGUGAACCUCGAGAAUUCCGUGGAGAUCGUGAUCGUGAACCUAGAGAGCCAUUCCGUGAGGUGCCAUCUUCUAAAGCUGAUACUGACAACUCUUGGAGAAGUUCUGCUCAACCAACUCGUAAACCUGACGAUCGCCGCAGCGACGAGUUCCGGCGCAACGAUGAUGUCCGUCGCAACGACGAUGUUCGCCGCAAUGAUCCACCCCGUCCAGCAUCGAAGGCUGAUACUGGGGAUAAGUGGGAACGAGGAGUGAAGCCAGUCGUUUCUCCACCAAAGACCGAUGCCCCAUCAGUUUCUGAACCGAAAUCGGAAGGACCCAAGAGGUUCGUGCCACCCCAUCUUCGAAACAGACAAGGAGGUGGUGGAGCAGGUGGUUCCGAGGAACAAUCCGCUCCUGCUAGAUCUGGAAAUUCCAAUGUGACAAGCCCACCAGACCGGGCUCAAGGACUCCGAGGCCCACCACCAACUGGCCGCAACUCGUUGCCUCGUCGUGACGGACCACCACCACGGUCUAACAACACUGGAAACACGGGAAAUGCCGAUAGUGGAAGUUGGAGAAAAUAAACACAUGCUCAAUUUGUGCUGAUUCCAUAUCCAAUUUUCAGAAAUUACUCGAAUGUCCUUAAAAUUAGUAUCCUGGUUGAUUUUUCUGUCUUUUUUCCUGUUUUGGUUAUCCUUCCCCCACUUUCUCUCUAAUUAUAAAAUCACACGCAUCUAUAAUCAAUUGUUUCGUUAACUUUCUUGGUGUUGUUAUUUAAAUUUCCCCGAAUCCCCUGUUGACCCUCAUUGAGAAUUCCUAUAUUCUCUUCACAUCCAUCUUUCCGUAAACCCCAAUUGUUUGAGUAUUUAUGAGUAAUGAUAUGAAUAAAGACAUAUGUAGCUG